UCAGCAUUUCUGGGACCAAAUUUAUGGGAUAAAACCUACAAUGACCCGGAUUUUAACUUGGAGUAUAUGGACUUAGAUGAAUUCCUUCAAGAGAAUGGUAUACCACAUGUAGAUGGAGAUUUGUCAGAGCUGUCCAAUGGCGAAACAAGCAUGCAGUGUCAAUCUCCACCACAAAUUGCUUCACCACGACGACUUCCUUCUCCACCACAAAUUGCUUCUCCAUGUUCCCUUUCUCCAAGAUCAACUUCAAGAUUAAGUCCCUCUCCACCUGUUAGCCCUAUUGUACCCGAGGUCCCGUUUAAUGUGAAUCCACAAGACUUACAGCUUGUUACUAUCCCAGGUCAAACAGGUUUUGAUCCCAGAAAACGUGCAUUUUCUGAAGAAGAAUUGAAACCACAACCUAUUAUUAAAAAAUCAAAAAAGGUAUUUGUCAAUGAAGAGAAGAAAGAUGACAAAUAUUGGGCAAGGCGAAAUAAAAAUAACACUGCAGCCAAACGGUCACGUGAUGCCAGGAGAACUAAGGAAAAUCAAAUUGCGAUGAGAGCAGCUUUCCUGGAGAAAGAAAAUGAAGUGAUGAAAGCAGAGGUG
This is a messenger RNA of Lottia gigantea (owl limpet), 588 nucleotides long. RefSeq lists its product as hypothetical. The record is from RefSeq and is a predicted model, not a curated record. Gene Ontology annotation, molecular function: DNA-binding transcription factor activity, RNA polymerase II-specific; RNA polymerase II cis-regulatory region sequence-specific DNA binding. The transcript is spliced from 4 exons. Gene Ontology annotation, biological process: regulation of transcription by RNA polymerase II. Lineage: Eukaryota; Metazoa; Mollusca; Gastropoda; Lottiidae. Gene Ontology annotation, cellular component: nucleus. The annotation marks the transcript as partial.